Molecule: messenger RNA, 1624 nt
Organism: Vigna umbellata (rice bean)
Lineage: Eukaryota; Viridiplantae; Streptophyta; Magnoliopsida; Fabales; Fabaceae
Source: RefSeq, a predicted model, not a curated record
UAAUUAGGAGCUGGACCAGCGUGCAGGGUGUGGGAGAGAUAGAGAACCAACAUGACCUCUUGUCGGUUGUUCUGCAAGACAAAACUUGCAGUGUAGUCAUCACUCUCCGUGAGUGCAAAACAACCCCACUGUUCCUUUUUUUUAGCUCAUUUUUCUGCUGCUUGAUGGAUGCUAGGAAACAACACCUUCUUCUAUGCCCUCUUAUUCCCCAUCUCAUCAAUUAACAUUCACUUCACAAUUCUCUCUCUCUUGUUCUAUGUCAAAACCUGUUCUAGUCUUUAAUUUCCAGGUUUACCACACACAACGUCAAUAUCAAGAUGAGCACAGGAAAGAACAUUGUUAUUGGUGUGCAAGUCACCUUUCUUUGAUUAAGUCUGUUCUUAAUUAGAGGGGAUGAAUUAGGGUUGAACACACUACAGGAUGAUCCACAAUCACAGUUAAGGAAAAUUCACUUGCCAGAUUGUGAUCAUUUCUACAGGAAAAAGCUUAGACUAGAUUAUUAUUAAAAUAAGAAAAAAAAAAAUAGAGGGGAAUGAGAUUAAGUUUAGAUCUUGGCCUUCUUUAUUGAUGGACAUGAGAGACCAAGAUAAGGUAAUAGAGAUGCCUAGCACUUUGGGUUAUAACCUCUCCAAUAGAAAUUCGUCUUCCUCCAAGUUAUCAUCACCAAUAGGGGAAAGAAGUGACCAACCUCCUCAAUCUCACACGUUGAUUUUCAGUGAUCCACCCCAAACAACUUCACAUCAUCACCAUCCCCUCAACCCCCCUAAUUCUCUUCCACCAAACCCUCUUCAACUACCACAUCCUCACAGACCCAGAAGAGAUCCAGAUCCAACUCCUAUUUCUCCUCCUGUCAUAACCACCCCAAGAACACAACCACACUCAACACCAACUUUCACGACAACAUUCAGAUACCGAGAAUGUCUGAAGAAUCAUGCUGCCACCAUGGGGGGUCAUGUCACAGAUAGGUGUGGGGAGUUUAUGCCAAAAGGAGAAGAAGGCACCCCAGAAUCCUUCAAGUGUACAGCUUGUGAGUGCCACCGCAAUUUCCACAGAAAAGAACCUGAAGGCGAAUCAUCACAACAUGUUCUCAACUACCACCUCACUUACCCCAACAAAAACAACAGAAACAUUGUCAUUCAUUCUCCGCAAUCUUACCUUCAGUUACCUACACCCCACCUUCACGGGGUGGUGGCUACCCCUUCAGGUGGGCCGGUUCAGCCCGCGAUGUUGGGCUUUGGGGGGACCCCAGCUGAGUCCUCAAGCGAAGAUCUCAACAUGUUUCAGACCGAUGAUGCAGGGCAAUUGUUAUCAGUGCCACCACUGUCAUCAUCCAAGAAGAGGUUCAGGACAAAGUUCUCACAGCAACAAAAGGAUAAGAUGAUGGAGUUUGCUGAGAAAGUGGGGUGGAAGAUCCAGAAACAAGAUGAACAGGAACUGCAUCAGUUUUGCUCUCAGGUCGGUGUAAAAAGACAGGUUUUCAAGGUUUGGAUGCACAACAGCAAGCAAGCCAUGAAGAAGAAGCAAAUGUAAGCCUAGAUUAAUCAAUUCCAUCUCUUUCAAAUUAAUUGUUGAUUUUUUUUUAAAUUUGUGUUUAAUAAAAACACUCAGACUUUAAAAUCUUAGA